This is a messenger RNA of Pocillopora meandrina, 1304 nucleotides long. Lineage: Eukaryota; Metazoa; Cnidaria; Anthozoa; Scleractinia; Pocilloporidae. The record is from the annotation of a GenBank genome assembly.
AUGUACAGAUGUAAUACGUAGGGACCUACCUUUGGGAAUGGUCAUGAUAUCUACAAAUCCGACGACUAACCCUAACCCUAACCCAACCAAAAUUCCUACACCAGAUGCGGUUCCACGUACACGGCUUAGCAGGGCCUGUAGCAAAAUCAAAUCGUGUACUGUAGAAAUAUUCUCAGAAAGUUGUGUUACUGGAGUACGGAUAGCUUACUUUUUUCCAUUUUAAAGAAAUGUGUAAGCUUAUUAAGUCUCUUUCGCAGCAUUUAUUUAACUUCAUCACGCAACGCAUUGCGUGACGAGCGUGAGAGGACUUGCUUGAGUUGCCGCGGGGAUUUGUGGGUGUUACAUGAAAAUGAAACUGGUAGGGCCACUUGUAAGAACGCUUGAGCUAACAAACAAAUUUAAAUUAUCCACUUUAGAUUCAAAGGCGACACCACCAAUCAAAGCUUUUCGUCCAUUUAUUUGGCCGACUGUAAUUUUUCCUUUUUUUUUCUUUUUCUCUCCUCAGGCCGUGGUUUGUCCGCCAUACUUCGAAGCCUCGAUUACAGCCAGUACUUGAAGGUCUUGUUUUCGUAUUUGGACCCAGUCCUUAUCAAUAAAGAGCGUAGCAGGUUUGUGAGGUGUUGGCACGCAAAGACUGACGGUUGGGCAGCAUCUACAUUCCUGCCCUGGACCAGCAGUGAGUAAAAAGCAAGAAAACAUCUCUUAAAUGUAGAACAGAUAACAAAUCGAUUAGUCGUGGACUUUUCUUGUAGCAGUGAGUUCAUCUUAGAGACAGAAAAUAUCACAUUAACAAUUGCGAUCCCAAAGUAGACAAACUCAUAAAUAGCCUGAUAAACACAUUUGAAACGGGUUUUUACUUAAAGUCUUGUUUCGGAUUUGAUUUUUUAUUUGAGUUUGGUUUUGAUUUGAUUUGAUCCUGACAGCUCCAUUUCGUGCCACUUCCCCAUAUAUCGCUGUAUCCGUUAUUCAUAUUGGAGAGCUGAAACAAAGGAUGUUUAAUUCAUGCUCACUUUAGAUCAUAUGUUGCCUUUGAAUAACACUUCGGACCAUAUUUCAAGUGCGUUGUGAAGCUGACACAAUACCAAAACCAGCAAUACGCAAUGUACAGACGCUCCUCUAACGGACCCACUUUUGGUGUAGGACACGAUAUCUACAUAUCACAUGACGUAAAAAACAAUCAACACUCUUAUACUGAAUGCGACCAGACGUACAAAAACCCCACGGGUUAUUUGGGUGAAUACUGUGGAUUUUUCAAUGGAAGUCGUUCUUUUUUCCAUCUGACAUUGAAGUUUUCUUCGAAAUGA